UAGUGCAUAAUUAGGUAGACCAUGAUUAAUGCACACUCCAACACAGUAGGUGGCGGCAUGCACCUUUAAACGUUUGUUUGCGGACGGCAAUGAUAUCAUAGAAGACUAAGACGAACGGAAGUGAACAGUGACCAAGAUCCACGCUAAGAGUUUUUAUUGUUAAUAUUUAGACGUGUAUUACCACCCUGGAACGCAAUAUGACUUGACUGCACAGCAUCACAUACUUAACCCAAGUAGUUUUUAAUUUGCGUUGGAGACAGGACUUGGUUGAUAUGUUAUUUAGGUAACGCUAGUAGUCGAGCUGCUAAUAAUGGCUGGUAACUCUAACUGUAUGUUUUUUCACACUCAAAUAGCCUCCAUCAUGGAGGUUCUAGCGAAUGCAGCCGUGGCAGAGAUCUGUAAACUCGUAGACGACGACUAUGCAGUGUUUCGUUUGGAAAUAACUCAAAGCCAGAAAGAAAACAGGACAUUGCGGAAGAAACUACUGGAACUGAAGGUGGCACGGGAACUCGCAGAAAAGACAACACGAGAGCGCGUCCUCGCCACUCGUCCCAGUAGGGUCGUCGACCGAUACAGAAGAAUGGCAAGAGGUGAAGGACAUUACACUGGAGGCCACAGGAGCUUUGUAAAGCCAGCUGGACACAAUACAUGGAAAGAUGACCAACCAAUCACUGUUGAUGAGGGGAGUGGAACCUCAACCCAGCAUGUUAUCAUAAUAGAGUCUGCAGAGGCUGCUGGCCUUGAGGUCAAGCAGGAGAGGUCUGAAGGAGAGGAGGAUCCACGGCACAGCAGAGACAUCCAGACUGGAGUAGCUGGAGCGCCCCCUGUAGUCACAGAAGACCCCACCACUGCCACAGCACCGCCCAGGACCCAAUGCAGCAUCACGGAGGAAGAGAAGGGUCUAGAGGUGCUGUUGGUGAAGGAGGAGGGGUGUGAGGAGGGUCUGGGGAACCCUGAGGGGAACAUGGUCAUGGAGGACAACCAGACGACAUCUCCUCCUGAAACCACAGAGGAACCAGCUGAGCAGCACAGGACCACGCACAGUCUCACUGAGUCAGUAGACAUGGAGGAUGGGAAGCCUGAUCUGCUGCUGGUCAAAGAGGAGACAAUAGAAGACAGACCAGAGAGUAUUGAUUUGCUGAGUGAACUUAAGAUGGGGGAGCAAGGUGGCUGGCUGGAGGCUGGUAGUGGAGACUGGGUGGCCAUCUUGGAUUCCCAGACUGGUGCAGCCAAGGACCCAGGGGACAACAUCACUGACCAGUCCAGGACCAGAGGUGACAUAGUGGAGGUCAGUGGAUGGGACAGCGUCCUCAAGUCUGGAGUGGGGAACAACACCUUUAACCACAACCAGAAACAGACAGUCGAACACAAAACAAAAACCAAAUUUAGUCGCCAUGACAACAGACUGGCUGAGACCAGGGCGAGGGGUAGAUUUGGUCUGCAGGGACGGGGAGGUGUCCGUAUGCGGCAGAAGAGGACAGACACAGACUCUGCUAGCGAUGCUCCGUCCUGCUCCUAUAGUUGUGAUUCAGAGAGACUGAUGGCAUCUCAGGUUAACCCCCUAACAGGUGCUGCCUUCAGCCUGCCUUCUAUAGGAUCUAUAAACUGGAACAUGGACCCUGCAACAACACAGACUCUCCCUGGUCUUCAUCCUCCUCACACUCUCCUAAUGUUAAACCAGACCUCAGACAAUGCCAGUGCCUCAACACUAAAAGGCUACACAAGGCCAUUGACAAAUGACAGUAGUAGAGACGCUAUCAGCAGAUCUGGUGGCAAAGAGAAGCGCUUCCCGUGUUCAUUUUGUGGGAAAGCCUUCAGUUUCCCCAAACAGGUGGAGAUCCACCAGAGAAUGCACACAGGGGAGAAACCUUUCAGCUGUCAUCUUUGCCGGGCCAGUUUCUCCCAAUUGUCCAACCUGAAGAGGCACCAGAGGGUCCACACAGGGGAGAAGCCUUACAGCUGCCCCCAGUGUGAGAAGAGGUUCUCCCACCAGCACCAUCUGAAGAUACACCUGAAGGUCCACACGGGGGAGGCCUGUACGCACUGGGGAAAGAGUUUCUCGGAGAGGAGCUACCUCAGGAUACACCAGCAGAAAAUGCACACGGACAACGUAUAUUGUAUAGUGAGUGAUACAGAAUUUGUUACUUUAAUAAAAGUCGAAAACAAAUAAAGUAUGUCUUCUCU
Molecule: messenger RNA, 2184 nt
Organism: Oncorhynchus tshawytscha (Chinook salmon)
Lineage: Eukaryota; Metazoa; Chordata; Actinopteri; Salmoniformes; Salmonidae
Cellular component (GO): nucleus
Source: RefSeq, a predicted model, not a curated record